AUGCCAAGCUAUGUGAAGUUUUUGAAUGACAUCUUGACAAAAAAGAAGAAAUUGGAAGAGUUUAAGAUAGUUGCACUUACUGAGGAGUGUAGUACUAUAAUCCAAAAUAAGCUUCCAUCAAAGCUUAAGGAUCUAAGGAGUUUUUCUAUUCCUUGCACUAUUGGUAGUUUUAAAAUUUCUAAAGCUUUGUGUGAUUUGGGUGUUAGUGUUUCAAUAAUGCCUUUGUCUAUUGCCAAGAAACUUGGACCUAAGGAGUUACAGCCUACUACAGUUACCUUGCAUUUAGCAAACAGAUCAAUUAGGCACCUCGUUAGGAUUAUAGAUGAUGUUUUGGCUCAAGUUAGGCAUAUGUAUAUUUUAGUGGAUUUCAUUGUGCUUGAGAUGGAGGAUGAUGUUGAAAUUCCUCUUAUUUUGGGACCACCAUUAUUGGCUACAACAAGGGUAAUCAUAGAUGUGAAGAAUGGCAAAAUAACUUUCAAAGUUGGAGAGGAGGAAGUAGUGUUUAAUUUGUUCAAUGCUAUUAAGAAUCCCUAUACAAAUAGUUACUAUAAAGUGGUUUUAGUUGAUGAGUUAGCUAAAAAGGAUUUGACAAGGAUGAUCCUCCAACAACAAGUACAACAAAUUAUGAGGUUGGACAAUAAGUUUUGUUAG
Molecule: messenger RNA, 651 nt
Organism: Theobroma cacao (cacao)
Lineage: Eukaryota; Viridiplantae; Streptophyta; Magnoliopsida; Malvales; Malvaceae
Source: RefSeq, a predicted model, not a curated record